GCUGUUGGUGAAGUUUGUUUUUGGUCUGAUCAAUAACGGCAUUAAAGUUUUCCGUACAUCUUUCUUCUUCAUUCCUCAUAACAGUUAUCCCAAGGUGUUUUAUUUUUUGUUUUGUCUGUUAUUUCAUGUUUAACCGGAGUGUUACAGACUUGAGGAGAGCUUCAUUCUUCAGUUUGACCUGAUGCAGCUGAAUCCACAUGAAUCAUGUUGACAGCAGUGGGAACUUAAUGAAGAUCUUUCUGUCUGCAGGAUGAAUCCCUUCAAACCGGACAGCGAACGCUCACCUAGAAAACAGUGAGUUGUGUCUCUGCUGCUGUCAGAAGUGAGUUUAGCCUCAUUAGAAGAAAGAGGAGAUGUGAAGCAUGCAGCUCUUCCUGGCUCUCUUCUUCCUGCUGGGAAUCCCCAGCGGGGCUCCAGAAAUUCACUCUCUCAAGUAUUUCUACACUGGAUCCUCUCAAGUUCCAAACUUUCCAGAGUUUGUUAUGGUUGUUUUGGUGGAUGAACUUCAGAUUGAGCACUACGACAGCAACACCAGGAGAUUGGUUCCCACACAGGACUGGGUCAAUGAAGCAGUAGACUCACAGUUCUGGGACAGAAACUCGAAUCUCGCUCUGGAACAUCAGCAAUGGUUCCAACCAAACAUUGAGCUCCUCAAGCAGCGCUUCAACCAAACUGGAGGUGUUCAUAUUCUCCAGAAGAUGAUCGGUUGUGAAUGGAACGAUGAAACUGAUGAAGUGAACGGAUUUCGACAAAUUGGUUACGAUGGAGAAGAUUUCAUUGUUCUGGACCUGAAGACAGAAACAUGGAUCGCUCCAGUUCAACAGGCUGUUCCCACCAAACACAAGUGGGAAAAUAACAAAGAGGUGGAUCAGUGGAAGCACUACCUGACCCAGAUUUGUCCUGAUUGGCUGAAGAAGUAUGUGAAGUUUGGUUGGAGCUCACUGAUGAGAAAAGAUCUUCCCUCAGUGUCUCUCCUCCAGAAGACUCCCUCCUCUCCGCUCACCUGCCACGCUACAGGUUUCUACCCCGACAGAGCCGACUUGUUCUGGAAGAAAGACGAGGAGGAGCUCCAUGAGGACGUGGUCAGAGGAGAGAUCCUCCCCAACCAUGACGGGAGCUUCCAGAUGAGCGUUGAUCUGGAUCUUUCAGGGGUCAAAGAUGAAGACUGGGGGAGGUGCAUUUGUGUGUUUCAUCUGGAUGGAGGACAGGAAGUCUCCAAGAGACUGAACAAACGGGACAUCAGGACCAACUGGAAGACAAAUGAUGGAGGACUUUCUCCUGGAGCUGUUGCUGGAGGAGUUGUUGCUGCUCUGCUCCUCCUGAUCGGCUGCAUCAUUGGACUCUUCAUUUACAAGAAGAAACAACCUCAAGGGUUCAGAGCCACUAACACCUCUGAAACUUCCUGAUGAAGACAUCAGGAGAAGAUCCAUCCUUGAAGAAAGGGAGCAGUGAGGAGCUGAGCAUGUUAAAAGGCAGAAAGAAAUGAUGGAGAAGUUGCUGAUUGCUCCACUGUGAGCUGCUCUCCAGGACGGGGCUCCUUCCUCCCUGUGGAUUGACUUUGCUUUGGUGGAAUAUUGUUACAGCUUGAGCCAAAAGGUCUUCACUAGAUUAGAACUGAUGUGUUGAGCGAGUUUCUCUCCUCCUCUGAUUUCCUCCUGACUAAACUAUUGAUCUGCUUCAUUCACUUGUUGCUUCUCAUCACUUCCUUCUGAUCUUUUCUUGGUUUUCAUCUGAUCUCAGAUGGUGAAAUGUUUUGGACUUUGCUUCAUACUGACAGCAGAAACCAGGAGCUUUUUCCUUUAUGGUGUCAGUUCCUCAGAGGACUUUUAGAGCUGCUUUCAUCACAGCUUUUGCUCUUUCAGACAUAUUUAUUCUGAUUUUUCAGCCUCUGAAUAAAUUUCUCCACAGUC
Molecule: messenger RNA, 1910 nt
Organism: Salarias fasciatus (jewelled blenny)
Lineage: Eukaryota; Metazoa; Chordata; Actinopteri; Blenniiformes; Blenniidae
Product: class I histocompatibility antigen, F10 alpha chain-like
Exons: 9
Coding region: 363-1406 (347 amino acids)
Biological process (GO): immune response
Cellular component (GO): external side of plasma membrane
Source: RefSeq, a predicted model, not a curated record